ACCUAAUCGGGAUCCAGCCAAAAGUCUGGAACUCAAGGAAACUCAUCGGGGCUCAGGAAGCUGUUUCACUUCUUUGCAGGUCCCCGCGCGCGACGGUUGAAAACUGAUCCUGGGUGAAGAGCUGCGCCAGGUAAACCCAGAGAAGGGUCAGGGGAUUUUUUUUUCAACGCGAAGAUCCCAAGAAGGGCUCUAUGGCGGUGGUCUUCCUUACCAACGGCACCGACCGCGCCGACAGCACCCUCCCCCUCCCCUUCCCCCUCACCAACAGUCGCGCCGACAACCACAUCGACACCGACAUCGAGGUGCUAGGCAUCGUUUUCGACCUUACUGGAUCCCGCAACCCCCGCAGCGGCCCGCGCACCGAACGGAGGGCAGGGGAGCUCCAGGAACGACUCCGACGCAUCGCCAGGAUCGCCAAAGCUGCCGGGCUCGGGGCCCGGAGGCGCAUGGCCAUGGUGAGAGCAACCAUGUCCUUGUGGCGCUGGGACGUUCCGUGGGUCAUGGCCGACGACACGGACCCGCACAGCACGCGCUACGACAUAGAAAAGACCAUCACCGGGAGACAAAGACAUUGGGCAUGGAGGCACGGCGGUGCUUUCUGGCUCACCACGGACAAAGGAUGGCUCGUGGAGCCCUUCGCGGUGCAGUUCUCGGUUCUCAUCCGGUGUCUCGUGGAGGCGGCGUGUAGCGAGGACACCGCGCGCACCAUGCAGCGAGCCUGGACCCACCUGCACGAGCAGGAGCAGCACGGAGGUUGUGCGGACGGAUCGUGGAGCUAUCGCCUGGCUGCCCGGAUCUGGCAAGUCGUCCCCCGUUUCUGGCAGCCCAUCGACCAUCAAAUUUUCGAUGUUCGACUCCUUCGCCAAGAACACCUGGACCACCACGUGCGCCAGGCAUAGCGGGCAUGGAUUUGGACACAUUACCACCGACGGACGCUCCGCAAGGAGGCCGCCGGCCGCGUACCAGCGCCUUGCCACACGACCCUUUGCGAGUGGCUGGACGAGCACGCCGGGGCCGACCACGACCAGUUCGCUUUGGCACAGAGGUGCGUGAUGGCAGCCGAGCCCAACGCAGUGCGCCUUUCGCAUCUGCAUCCAGAUUGCUUCUCGCGCACCUGCCCCACCUGCCAGGUGGACAACAACACCCACCACAUGAUGCACGAAUGUCCGACCACGGAGCCGCUUCGUCGAGCGCACGGGCUCCAUUUACCUCUACCACUCCCGGCCGACCUCUCUCAGGCCGAACGGAGCGCUUUCAUGCUGCAUGGUUGGCACGACCACCACCGCCCUCAACUCUGCACUUUGGCGUACCGGGUGCUCAACUACAAACUGGCGGUCUUCCGGCCGUGGCACGCCGCGUGGCUUGCAGCCGCCGGUUCCGGCCGACAGCAGCAACAAUAAUUUGAUUGCAUCUUGUGCAUCAGCGACAACAAGUGAUUGCAUGUUCUGCAUCCUCUCAACAAGUAUGCGCUUGUCGGCGCCUUCUUUCAACUAUCGUGUUUUCCUUCUUUAUUGCUUCGAGGACAUCAGACAUCCUGUUGCAGUCAGAGCCGGCAGGGGACCGAUUUUGAAUGGAUGUUGCACAUCCCCUCUCUUGGCCGAGUUCCUGCAGCAGGACAUUUUGUUUCACGAAUCUGGCGGUAACUCGGGUUAUCGGGCCCGCCCUUUCACCCCAAAAAAUAGACAGACUGACCUUCUCGGUUGCGCAGGUCAGAAUGGCGUACGCAGUAUUGGUGCGCGCGGUUAUACGUGUGGCUGCCCAAAGCGAA
This is a messenger RNA of Prorocentrum cordatum, 1768 nucleotides long. The record is from the annotation of a GenBank genome assembly. Lineage: Eukaryota; Dinophyceae; Prorocentrales; Prorocentraceae.